This is a messenger RNA of Linum trigynum, 1181 nucleotides long. Lineage: Eukaryota; Viridiplantae; Streptophyta; Magnoliopsida; Malpighiales; Linaceae. The record is from the annotation of a GenBank genome assembly.
UUCGUCUUCUUGUUCGAUGGAAUGGUCGGGUGGCAAACUCUGACAUUGGUAUCAAUUAUGAAGACGGUGAAUCCACAAUGUUGAAAAUUGAGUAGAGAUUCACGUGGCAAGAACUUUGUAACAUUUGUGCAGACAGGAUUUGUAUGGGCGGACAGAAGAUACCUGGAAAAAUUACUUACUCAUAUACAAACAUGAGUACUGGCGGGGUUAUGUUCAAGAAGUUGUCAUAAAAUGAUGAUGACGCGGUUACCAUGAUGUAACAGUUCCUAGCUGACAACAAGAUGCAACUUGCAGAGGUCUAUGUUGAGACCUAGGUGGUCGGUAAAAAUCAUUCUCGCCAGUAUUCGUAUAAUGAUGGUUUUGCAGGCUGGUACAGAUGGGAUGGUAGUUCAAACAACUACGGAGGAGGUAGUUCUGCAGGAGGGGUGUCAUGGGAAGAAUACCUGCAACGUGCGGAGCUGCCCCAUUUGUUGAGCCUGAGGGCGAUCAAUGGCCUGCUUGGGGCCCAGAGUGGGCUGACAUUGAGAACACCAUUCGAUCUGUGCGUACUUCGCAUGAGCAAGAAGAUGAUGUUGGUGAUACAGGUCAUGAAAAUCCUCAUGGCCCGAGCUAUCCAUUCGUCGCCAGCGAUAGUGAAAGUGAGGAAGAUUUGAGACCAGUCAGUGAGGAGGAUGAUACAGGCGAUAUCGACGACAAUGAUGUGGCGUUCCGUGAGCCACCAACGCCAUACUACACAAAGGUUCCAUCUCAAUUUUUAUAUAGUCAGAACGAUGCCCAUGACUUUCACCCUAUGCCAGUGUAUAAUUCGACGGCCAAUUUGGAGGUGGAUAUAGUGUUCACUUUGAAAGACACUGUUCAAGAUACUUUUAGCGAACAAGCCAUGAGGCGCAAUUUCGAGUGAAAGGUAAAAUAUUUUGACGACAAACAACUAAAUGUCAUAUGCAUGAAUGUUGGAGAGUGGUAUGUGGCAAAUGAGUCCAUCGCACCAAGCAUUCUUCCACGAUAGGAAACCGCGCCAACUUUAGCUGAAUAGCAACAUCGAUGACGACAAACAACGAUGACCGAGUAUCUCGGCCGGCUGGCUGAAUAGCAACAUCGCCAUCAUCUGACACUGGCGGAACCUCGACUGGCGCAGAAGGUGGCACACCCCGUUAUGGUCGUAACAAAGUAACAUGGAAAAC